GCUGCCUCGCGAUCAUAAGGCGCACGCUCCCCGCCACCGCUCUGCACAGUAGCCAGUAGACGGUAGCCGCUAGCCAUGGCCCGAGUGCUCAUCCUCUGCUGCCUGCUGGUUGUGGUCGCCCUGUCGGCGGACGCGGCCCCGCAGGACAGGCUGGAAAACAUCAACGUGGACGAGGUGCUCAGCAACCGCCGCCUGCUCAGGACCUACGUCCAGUGCAUCCUGGACGACGGCGACGGCCGCUGCACCAAGGAGGGCAAGGAGCUCAAGAAGGCGCUGCCCAGGAUGGUGGAGACGGGAUGCAACGACUGCUCGCCUAAGCAGGUGGAGAACGGCGUCAAGGUCAUCAAGCACAUGACGGAGAACUACCCCGAGGAGUGGGCCCAGAUGAAGGCCAAGUACGACCCCACUGGAGAGUUCUCCAAGAAGCACGCCGACACCUGGAAGCAGCGCGGCGUCACCUUCUGAGCGCAGCUUCUUCACCACAGCCCUACUCACCUCUGACUGCGUAUCUGAUUGUCCGGCCACGUCAUAUUCAACAUCUCAUCACAGAAGAAAAUGUGAAUAUUCCUAUCUGUUGUAAGAUUAGGUUUCAGUAACUUUCUAAAACACACAAAUCACAUUGUUUAAAAAUUUACUGUUAAUAAAAUCGUUUUCCUUCAAA
Messenger RNA from Schistocerca nitens (vagrant locust), 661 nucleotides. RefSeq names its product ejaculatory bulb-specific protein 3-like. The transcript is spliced from 2 exons. The coding region runs from base 76 to 465 and encodes 129 amino acids. Lineage: Eukaryota; Metazoa; Arthropoda; Insecta; Orthoptera; Acrididae. The record is from RefSeq and is a predicted model, not a curated record.